Messenger RNA from Abrus precatorius (Indian licorice), 1783 nucleotides. RefSeq names its product protein LIFEGUARD 2-like. The record is from RefSeq and is a predicted model, not a curated record. Bases 148 to 876 code for a protein of 242 amino acids. NCBI's taxonomy places the organism in Eukaryota, Viridiplantae, Streptophyta, Magnoliopsida, Fabales, Fabaceae. The transcript is spliced from 4 exons. Gene Ontology annotation, cellular component: membrane.
GUGGUGGUAGUUCGUAUAUUAACAACUCCCGCAAAAACAAUCACAUCCACGUUCCACGCACAUAGCAAAGAUCGAAAGCCCUAAAUAUUUUCUUUGCAUUUUCCCUUACUCUCUCUCACUUUCUGAGUGAAGAAUCUUCACGGCAAGAUGUGGAACCAGCCCUUCGGGAAAACGGAUUUGGAGAGCGGGGCGAGGCCUCUGUACCCGAUGAUGCUUGAGAGCCCCGAAUUGCGGUGGGCCUUCAUCCGAAAAGUUUACUCCAUCAUCGCUAUACAGUUGCUCGUAACCAUCGCGGUCGGCGCCAUCGUCGUCACCGUUCGCCCCAUCAGCUUAUUCUUCGCCACCACCGGCGCCGGCUUGGCUCUCUACAUCGUCCUCAUUUUUGUCCCCUUUAUCACGUUGUGUCCGCUUUACAGUUAUUACCAGAAGCAUCCCAUCAAUUACCUACUCCUCGGGGUUUUCACUAUUUCUCUUGGAUUUGUCAUUGGAUUGAGUUGCGCUUUUACUAGCGAGAAAGUUAUUCUGGAAGCUGUCAUAUUGACGGCUGUGGUGGUGAUCGGUCUUACUCUUUACACAUUUUGGGCGGCAAGGAGAGGCCAAGACUUCAACUUUCUUGGCCCCUUCCUGUUCGGUGCUGUGCUAGUACUCAUGGUCUUUGGGCUGAUACAGCUUCUCUUUCCACUGGGUAAGGUGUCUGUGAUGAUUUAUGGGUGCUUGGCAGCCAUUAUAUUUUGUGGCUACAUAGUAUAUGAUACAGACAACCUGAUCAAGAGAUACUCCUACGAUGAAUUCAUUUGGGCUUCGGUCGCCUUGUAUCUGGACAUCAUCAACCUCUUCCUGUCUCUCCUUACUAUUUUUAGAGCUGCUGAAAAUUGAGAUCAUUGUGUCAUAUAUUCCGUUCCUUGCAUUGGCACAUUAUUUACUUUCCGUGGGGGACGAGGGUGGGUUCAGAAAAACAAAUUGUUAUCAAUUAAUAAAUUUUUGGGCUUGCCCUGUUGCUAGAUGUCUUUUACACAAUGGAUUAUUGUCAAAGCUGUUGAUAAAAUAGUUGAUUAACGAUUAAAUUUGGCACUUGAUUGUAAAUACAAUUACGACUUUUCCUUUCCUUAUUUGUGAGCAUUACUUCGUGGUUAAGCUUGUUAUCUAUACCGAUUGGUACAUAUAUGUGUAACGGUCCACCACUCUGGCCGCAAAGCUUGAACUUGUGAAAUUUGCAUUAUAAUUAUUUAUUAAAGCUGUGUAAAUUCGUUGCGGCCUAAUCGCGGUUAUAGUUGUAUUGCAAUUGGCAAUAUUGCAGCGAAGUAGCAGCUACAAUCGAUGCGAUUGAACCUUUAGAAAAUGUCAUAUUGCGGCCUCGAUACCAUGCUUCGUCGAUACGGCUAGUGACUCUUAUGUGUCUUGGUGAAUGCACAUACGUUGCGAAUAAGAUUUUGUUUUGUACUUUAGCCGUCUCGCACAACUGUGUUCCUUAUCCUGUUGGACACGGCACCUAUUGUUAUCCAUGCAUUCUGACUGGCCAAAUCUUUACAUGUAUAGUUUUGACCUUUUUUUUUUCAAUGAUUGAUUUGAGGCCAUCAUUCAAUCACCAUGUCUAAUGGAAUCCAAUUUAGUUUUGCAAACCAUAAUCGCAGAACUUGAUUCACCACCGAAAAGAAUGCACAUCCCUAAUGCACCAUACUUUCAAACACAUAACCCCCUUAUCAUCAACUGAUAACUGAUAAGAUUGUGUCAUCCUCCUUGAUUCCUUCACACUUUAUUUCAAUUGUUAAAUGGUGUUCUGCAG